GCGCUGAGCGAGCAGCAGCUUCUUUUCUCGCGAUUGUUCCGGCGAAACUGGGCGAAACUGUGUCUCCCAGUGCGACGCUGUUACGAAUGACGUGCAGCGAAGACGCGGCCGUGGAUCCCUGACGAGCCGUCGUCGUUCGGUGCUUCUGUCUCGCCCUCGGUGUUUCACUGUGUGCUCCAGCAGAGAGAGAGAGAGAGAAAGAGAGGGGAGGGAGAAGAAGCGCGAUCGGGUGCGACCUUGCCCUCGACCAGCUGUCGGAGCGGAGAGCCCGCAGCAUCAUUAUACGAACGUAUUGUUGAGAAAUAAGAACCGAAAAUGAGUUGCAUGGCGCGAUGCGCCAAGUACUUUCUCUGCUUCUUCAACUUUAUUUUAUUCAUCACCGGAGGAGCAUCAUUGAUUGUCGGUUUCUGGCUUAUCGCAGACAAACAAUCGUUCAUCAAUCUCAUCUCGAAACUCGAUCAGUCCAAUAUGUUGAUUAAAACGGAUGGCGAUGUCAUCAUGCUGAUCUCUUGCAUUCUUUUAAUCGGUGGUGGUCUCACAUUCCUGAUCAGCUUUUUUGGAUGUUGUGGUGCUAUGUUCGAGAAUAGGGGUUUCCUCUUUACCUACGGCAUUUUAACUUUGGUGGUUUUGAUCCUGGAGUGUGUGGUAAUUGGCCUCGCUUUUGGACUUAAAGGAGACGUCGAGAAAGGUACACAAGGCUUCUUGAAGCAUACCAUCACCAAGUAUUAUGCGACGUCUAACGAUAAAAUUGAUACAGUGACAGCCGCAUGGGAUGGUAUCAUGAGUAAGCUCCAUUGUUGCGGUGUGGAAAGUUAUCGAGACUUUAGCGAAAAUAAGAACUGGACUGCAAUGGUCGGAAAAAUGGUUCCUGAGGCCUGCUGUAUAAAAGAAAACGACUUUCUGAAGGAUCCCUCAUGUCCAAUAAAUCCCACUUCGUUUAAUACGUAUCAAGUGGGUUGCUAUAAGGCCAUAAUGACAGCCAUAGAGGAGAACGCAGCGAUAAUAAUCGGUGUAGCCACUACUUUGAUCUUUAUCGAGGUCUUGGGGAUUGUUCUGGCGUUGUACCUAGCCUGCUGCUAUUGGCGCCCACAACAUGUGUUAACUUGUUGGUGCUGCUGUUGACGAGGCAUUAAGAGCAUGGAACUGUUGAGUAGUGCCUCCUAGCACGUUGAGUCCUUAGUGCUCCUGUGCCUUGCUUGCUUGAAACUCUAGCUGCUAGCCCAAGCCUAGGCUAGCUAAGAAGUCGGCCGACAGAAAUCAAUUCUUUAACGCUUGAGUUGACGAAACGUUUCGAAAAAAGAAACGAAAUAUAUAUAUAUAUAUAUAUAUAUAUAAGAAAAAGAAAAUAAAAACAUACUACAUUGGCAGUGACGUAAAAAAAUAUAUGGCGAAGUGUUACAUGUUUCUUUUUCGAAGAGGAACUCAUCAAUCCUACAUAUAUAUUUUAAUAUGUAUAUAAUACAUAUAUGUAAGAUUGAGAUAUAUAUAUAUAUAUAUAUAUAUUAUAUAUCCCGCGUGUCGUGCAUAACCGCAAGCGGUACACGCAUUAUAUAUAUAUAUAUAUACAUAAAACGAUACGAAGUAUCUCAAAACGUCAACUGUAAAUUGCUAACAUUUCAUAGUUUCGUUAAGUGUUUGUUUUGUAUUAUGGAGGUACAAGCGUUUAAAAUGAUUCAUAGGCGAUAUACUCUUACAGAAAUUUAAUACUGAAAGAUUAAUUAUUUUUGGA
Messenger RNA from Cyphomyrmex costatus, 1729 nucleotides. It is a transcript of the gene Tsp66E, whose product is annotated as Tetraspanin 66E. Gene Ontology annotation, cellular component: plasma membrane. The coding region runs from base 316 to 1122 and encodes 268 amino acids. NCBI's taxonomy places the organism in Eukaryota, Metazoa, Arthropoda, Insecta, Hymenoptera, Formicidae. The transcript has 9 exons. The record is from RefSeq and is a predicted model, not a curated record.